UUGCAUUAGAAAUUUCACUCAAUAGUUACACUUCCUAACAAAAUUCAGAGAUUAAAAUUUUAAGCGUAUUUUAAUAGCCAUGAAAGUACCGAAAAUUCCCGAGUGGGUUUCCGCUCUGUCCUUGAAUCAGGCAGUCCAUUCCGUCCUGGAGGAUGGGGACCAGAUCAUGACCGUCAUCCCAGGCGUCCAUCUUAUCCAGUUCCGUAACUGCACUGUGCUGCUGCCAAUCCGGGUGAAGGUCCAGUUGCGGGACUCCACAGUGAAGAAUUUGUUCUUUGUACUGAAGGCUCAACAUGGCAGCGACCUUCAGGCCAUGGUGAUGAACCAGCUGAAGAUGUUCCAAAGGGAGCACCAGGUUUACCACAAUGUCCUGCCCAAGUUCGAGGAACUCUACAGGGAGGUGGGCAAGGAGGUGUCCUUUGGUCCGCGAGCUUUUAAGCUGGACUACAACAUCGGUGUUCAGUACGUCCUGCUGGAGGAUCUCAAGUCCAAACACUACAAAAACGUUGUACGGCAGGAUGGCUUCAACAAGUUGUGUCUGAAGCAGGUGCUCAAGAAACUGGCCCAGUUCCAUGCCGCCUCCGCCGUGUGUGUGGAAAGGCACGGCGCUUUUAGCAAACUACUGACCAACGGAGUCUACACAAAGGCCAACCAAUCUAUCCUGCAGGAUCUGAACGAUCCGGACACCUUCCUUUCUCAGCUGCGUCGCUGGCGUUUGGGCGAUCAUUUCCACAAACGGUUGGUGGAAAAGGAGAAGGACCUCGUUGAUGGGCUGUUAUUGCUCCAUUCCACCGACUCCAAUGAAUUCAACGUCCUGAAUCACUGCGACUGCUGGGUGAACAACGUGAUGUUCAAGUUUGACCAGGCCGGUCAUGUGGAGGACACCGCGCUGCUCGAUUUCCAGUUGGCUAAAUAUGGAUCUCCUGCCCUUGAUCUGUACUACACCAUCUUGUCGUCCGCUGAGAAGGACAUUAAACUAGCCCAGUUUGACAAUAUGGUUCAGUACUACUUCUACCAUUUGCUGGAAAACCUUAGAGCUCUAAAUUUCCGAGGCAGCCUACCGCAACUGGAGCAUAUUCGCGAUGCGCUCAACAAAAACGGACUGGCUGCCUAUGUGGUGGUCACUCGAGCUCUGCCCAUAACUAUGAUGAAUCAGUUCGAGGACGAGGUGAACGAACGAUAUGCCUCCAAAAUGAAGUGUGCCAUGUUCACCAGCCGGAAAUACAUCCAGGCGAUGAAGGAUAUCCUGCCCUGGAUGGAGGAGCGCUCUUUGCUUAAUUAGGGAUGAAUCAAAGUUCCCGUGUUGGAAUCGACCCAAUUUAAUGAAUGAAAGAGGUAUUCACAGGCUGUCAAUUGAUUCAGGUACAAUGCUCAAUAAACUUGAUUAGCCGCCUUAUCAAU
This is a messenger RNA of Drosophila erecta, 1401 nucleotides long. RefSeq lists its product as uncharacterized. NCBI's taxonomy places the organism in Eukaryota, Metazoa, Arthropoda, Insecta, Diptera, Drosophilidae. The record is from RefSeq and is a predicted model, not a curated record. The transcript is spliced from 3 exons. The coding region runs from base 80 to 1282 and encodes 400 amino acids.